AUUUCCACUCCCUUAGCUCAAGAACACAAGAACAAAGAACAAAUGGGAAGGGGAAAGAUUGAAAUCAAGAGGAUUGAGAACUCAAGCAACAGGCAAGUGACCUAUUCAAAGAGAAGAAAUGGUAUCAUCAAGAAGGCCAAAGAGAUCACUGUUCUUUGUGAUGCUCAAGUUUCUCUUGUGGUGUUUGCUAGCUCUGGCAAAAUGCAUGAGUAUUGUAGCCCUUCUACACCGUUGAUUGAUAUCUUGGAUAAGUAUCAUAAGCAAUCGGGGAAGAGGCUGUGGGAUGCUAAACAUGAGAAUUUAAGCAAUGAAAUGGAUAGGGUUAAGAAAGAAAAUGACAACAUGCAGAUUGAGCUCAGGCGUUUGAGAGGAGAAGAUAUAACAUCUUUGAACUACAAGGAGCUAAUGGCUCUUGAAGAAGCCCUUGAAAAUGGCCUUACUGGUGUUCGUGAGAAGCAGUCGGAGCUCAUGAAGAUGAUGAGGACAAAUGAAAGAAUGAUGGAAGAAGAGAACAAGCGCCUCAAUUAUGAGCUGUGCAGUACCAAAAGGAGAUGGUAGCAAUGGGAGAUGGUGUGGAUAAUGGAUAUAAUCAAAGGAUGAGAGAUUUCAAUUCUCAAAUGCCCUUUGCGUUCAGAGUGCAGCCCAUUCAGCCAAACCUACAAGAAAGGAACAAUUAAUCAUGUUUUAUAUCAUAUAUAUCAUAUAUAUAUCAUAUGUUAUAUUAUAUUAUAUGCUUUUGGAGUCUAAACUCUUUAUGAAGUCUUGGAUUUUAAUUAUAUGUAAAACUUUGGGUUAAAUUUUAUGAUAUGAUCUGAACUUUUAAUA
This is a messenger RNA of Cucurbita pepo subsp. pepo (vegetable marrow), 825 nucleotides long. Its product is annotated as agamous-like MADS-box protein MADS9. Gene Ontology annotation, molecular function: RNA polymerase II transcription regulatory region sequence-specific DNA binding; protein dimerization activity; DNA-binding transcription factor activity. The record is from RefSeq and is a predicted model, not a curated record. Gene Ontology annotation, biological process: positive regulation of transcription by RNA polymerase II. Gene Ontology annotation, cellular component: nucleus. Lineage: Eukaryota; Viridiplantae; Streptophyta; Magnoliopsida; Cucurbitales; Cucurbitaceae.